CUUUUGCUUGUCAAAUCCAUGUGUUGUCCAGCGGGUAAUCAACCCAAAGUUCCGGAUCCGGACCCAACAGUAAGCAACAUUUUACGAUUCGUUGUUUUUGAAUCCCAAUGAAAAAAAAGAUGGUUAUUUUUAAGGAAUGGAAAAAUCGAGAAAAAUGGUAUCGUGUCGCAUCGAGGACUUAUUACGUAUGGCGAGAGAGCUCAAACCAAAAGAUCACCGCCUCGACUGAUUCAUCUUUUCUCCUGAUUCUUGGCAGGCUUCUCUUGGUCUAAGUGAAUUUGGAGUUAUGCUUCUGUCAGCACUUUUAACUUCAGUGGGAAUCAAUCUUGGCCUCUGUUUUCUCUUCUUCACUUUGUAUUCAAUAUUGAGAAAGCAGCCUAGUAAUGUCACUGUAUACGGUCCACGUCUUGUUAAAAAAGAUGGCAAGUCUCAGCAGUCAAAUGAGUUCAACCUCGAGAGGCUUUUGCCUACUGCUGGUUGGGUCAAAAGAGCAUUGGAACCUACCAAUGAUGAAAUCCUCUCCAAUCUUGGCUUAGAUGCUUUGGUCUUCAUUCGUGUCUUUGUCUUCAGCAUAAGAGUGUUUAGCUUUGCAUCUGUGGUUGGGAUCUUCAUACUUCUUCCAGUGAAUUAUAUGGGAACAGAGUUUGAAGAGUUUUUCGACCUCCCAAAGAAGUCUAUGGAUAACUUCAGUAUCUCUAAUGUUAACGAUGGAUCAAAUAAGCUGUGGAUCCACUUUUGCGCAAUAUACAUCUUCACGGCGGUUGUUUGUUCUCUACUUUACUAUGAGCACAAGUACAUUUUAACAAAGCGGAUUGCUCAUCUUUAUUCAUCCAAGCCUCAGCCACAAGAAUUUACAGUUCUGGUCAGUGGCGUCCCUCUUGUAUCCGGGAACAGUAUUAGUGAGACAGUAGAAAACUUUUUCAGGGAAUAUCAUUCUUCCUCGUAUCUUUCUCAUAUAGUUGUUCAUCGGACAGACAAGUUGAAAGUUCUCAUGAAUGAUGCUGAGAAGCUGUACAAGAAGCUUACACGAGUAAAAUCCGGAAGCAUAUCUCGCCAAAAGUCUAGGUGGGGUGGGUUUCUAGGGAUGUUUGGGAAUAAUGUUGAUGUGGUUGACCAUUACCAAAAGAAGCUUGAUAAGUUAGAAGAUGACAUGAGAUUGAAACAGUCUUUAUUAGCAGGAGAGGAAGUUCCAGCUGCUUUUGUUUCCUUUAGGACAAGACAUGGUGCUGCAAUAGCAACAAACAUUCAGCAAGGAAUAGAUCCAACACAAUGGCUAACUGAGGCAGCCCCGGAGCCCGAAGAUGUUCAUUGGCCAUUUUUCACUGCAUCGUUUGUGAGAAGAUGGAUCUCCAAUGUAGUGGUGCUUGUGGCUUUCGUAGCUCUUUUGAUCCUAUACAUUGUCCCCGUUGUAUUGGUUCAAGGUCUUGCUAAUCUUCACCAGUUGGAGACUUGGUUCCCUUUUCUAAAAGGAAUAUUAAAUAUGAAAAUCGUGAGUCAAGUGAUUACGGGAUAUCUUCCGAGUCUCAUUUUCCAGCUUUUCCUUCUUAUAGUACCACCCAUUAUGCUUCUACUUUCCUCAAUGCAAGGAUUCAUUUCUCAUAGCCAGAUUGAGAAAUCUGCAUGUAUCAAGCUUCUAAUCUUUACUGUAUGGAACAGUUUCUUUGCAAAUGUACUGUCCGGAUCUGCCCUUUAUCGUGUUAAUGUGUUCCUUGAACCUAAGACUAUUCCUCGUGUGCUUGCUGCAGCUGUGCCAGCACAGGCAUCGUUCUUUGUAUCUUAUGUUGUGACCUCUGGAUGGACUGGUUUAUCAUCAGAGAUCCUCCGUUUGGUUCCUCUUCUUUGGAGUUUCAUAACGAAACUUUUCGGCAAGGAAGAUGACAAAGAAUUUGAGGUUCCUUCAACUCCUUUCUGCCAAGAAAUCCCAAGGAUUCUAUUUUUUGGACUCCUCGGUAUAACUUACUUCUUCCUUUCGCCAUUGAUACUGCCUUUCUUGUUGGUCUACUAUUGUCUUGGAUAUAUCAUCUACCGCAACCAGGUAACGGAACCAAUCUCACUCCUAAGUAUAAUUCUCUGUUGAUCUCUGAUAAAAUCAUAUAGGAAUCAGCUACACAUAUUUUCGUUAUAUGGAAUCUCACUUUUAUCUUCUCUUUAUAUGUGAUCCCUUUUCUAAAUUCUCGAAUAGCAUCUUUAAACCGAAAGUAUUUUUUGGAGCUUCAGUCAUGACAUAAACGUUACAUCAAGAAUCCAUUUUCUCGUCACAUAAUUCUUUUUCUUCUUAAUGAAUCCAUUGCAACUUGUUGAUAGAAAUAACAUCACCUUUUUGUGCUGCAGCUCCUAAACGUAUAUGCGGCCAAGUAUGAAACUGGUGGAAAGUUUUGGCCAAUAGUUCACAGCUAUACUAUCUUCUCUUUGGUACUAAUGCACAUUAUUGCAGUCGGAUUAUUCGGGCUUAAAGAGCUUCCAGUGGCAUCUUCUUUAACAAUUCCCCUUCCGGUUCUCACGGUCCUUUUCAGCAUUUACUGCCAAAGACGGUUUUUACCAAAUUUCAAAUCUUAUCCUACCCAGUGUCUGGUAAACAAAGAUAAAGCAGACGAGAGAGAGCAAAACAUGUCUGAAUUCUAUUCGGAACUCGUUGUUGCUUACCGAGAUCCUGCACUUUCGGCAUCACAGGACUCGAGAGAUAUCUCACCUUGAGAUCACCUUUUUACUUGAGCUAUUGAAGUUUGCUUAUGUUGAAGCUGUUGGUUUACUAUACCUGGUGCAAUCCAUGAAAGAACACACUAAACCGGUUGUCUUGUACAUUGGGUCUUAACCGAGAAUCAAGCGGUUUUUGUCUUGUACAUUUGCUUACACUUGGCUUGUGUAAAAAAGAAAAAAAGUUUAUGUCAAUGUAUCUCUCUAAACCGGUUUAAGACGGUACAAACUUUUUGAAAGAUGCCAAAACAAAACGGUGGUUAAUAAUUUUACCACAGAGAAUAUUUAGCAAAAAGAUGAUGACUAGAUGCCACGUCCGCAUGGGGGUAUAUAUUGUAAUUAGUCGUAACUCUGG
Molecule: messenger RNA, 3049 nt
Organism: Arabidopsis thaliana (thale cress)
Lineage: Eukaryota; Viridiplantae; Streptophyta; Magnoliopsida; Brassicales; Brassicaceae
Gene: HYP1
Exons: 10
Coding region: 287-2077 (596 amino acids)
Biological process (GO): monoatomic cation transmembrane transport; monoatomic ion transmembrane transport
Cellular component (GO): membrane
Molecular function (GO): calcium-activated cation channel activity
Source: RefSeq, marked reviewed